UUCUUAUGUCACUUCCUGUUGAAAUUGAAAAGCUAGAGAGGCUGAAACUGAAAGUAAGCAAUGUAAACGUAGUAGCUUUAGCAUGUCGCUCAGACUCUCUUGAUUGUGAUUCUACGACAGUUUACCAUUUUAUUUCAGUUGGAUGUUGUAAAUAUAAAGAAUAUGGAUCUUCAGAAGUUUCACAAGAUUGAUGAGAACCUGACCAGUAGUGAAGUGGCCCAGCUGAAGUUUCUGUGUAUGGACCUAAUUCCCAAGAAACGUUUGGAGACAGUGACUGAUGCCAAAGAACUGUUCCUACGACUGGACGAGCAAGCACUGCUUGAAGACGGGUUACUUGUCCCAGAGCUUCUGAUCACAAUUGGACGCCUUGACUUGCUUGGCAUCCUGAAAAUGUCCAAAGAUAAUGUGGAAAGAAAUUUGCUACAACGUGACGCAUCUAGUAAAGGUGUCUCAGCCUAUAGAAAAAUGCUAUUUCGUAUAUCUGAGGAUAUGACAGAAGAAAACUUUCGUGCAGUGAAGUUUCUUGUGGAAAUUCCAAGGGCAAAACUAGGAACAUCUGCUACAUUUCUAGAUGUUAUGAUUGAGAUGGAAAAGCUACAGAAGCUUGGGGAAGACAACCUGGAUGAACUUUACUGUAUUCUAGACAAAUGUGACAAACAGCUGGCCUGCAGGAUAGAGGAGUACAGGGCCCGGGAACAAGGAGGCAGACUUCCUCUACGGGAAGUGUUUGGUAAUGUGCAAGUUUCCUUUCCUGAUGAAAGUAUGCCAAGAUAUCAAAUGGAGACAGUACAUCUCUCACCAUGUUUUACCUUAGGGAGGAGGGACUCGGUUGUUACCGAUUCAGACACUGAACCCAGAACGGGGGAAUAUUAUAAUGUGACUCAGCUACCUCUUGGAUACUGUUUAAUCAUCAACAACUUCAACUUUAAAGAAAGGUCCUCAUUGACCAACCGGACAGGAACGGAUAAGGACAAAGAUGACCUCAGCAGAGUGUUUCGCAGAAUGCAUUUUGAGGUUGAGGUUCAGGAUGAUCUCACAGCUUCAGAUAUGAAGGAUGUGAUAAGGCACUUUGCAAACAGGGAUCAUACUCGUAUGGGUGCUUUUGUCUGCUGUGUCCUUUCGCAUGGAGAGAAGGGCACAGUGUUGGGUGUAGAUGGUGUAGAGGUUGAAAUCCGUGAACUCACAGUCCCUAUUGCUCAAUGUCGUACGCUAGCAUCCAAGCCCAAGCUUUUCUUCAUUCAAGCCUGUCAAGGAAAUGAGGGUCAGAAUGGUGUAUUGACAGCGGAUGCACCGGAAAACGCUACAGAAGAAGACCCAUAUGUUGAAGACGCUUAUAAUCCUGCAGCACACUCUAUUCCUAUAGAAGCUGAUAUGCUAAUUGGAAUGGCCACAGUAGAGCGUUACCAGUCUUACCGCCACACUAAAGACGGUUCUAUCUAUAUCCAGGAGCUCUGUAAUCAGUUGGAGAAUCUCUGCCCCAGAAAAGAGGAUAUCUUGUCCAUCCUGACAAAAGUAAACCGUGAAGUGAGUUUAAAAAGUUUGAGGGGCCGCAAGCAGAUGCCUGAACCUCGAUAUACCCUCACCAAGAAGCUGGUCCUGCCCAUGGACUGGGCGGAGAUUGGAAAUCUCAGAGCGCGAGAAAUCUCAGAUUGUCCUCCCUCCCUCCCUCUCUCCGUCCCUCCCUCCUUCCUUCCUUCCCUCUCCCUCUCCGCAAUCCAUUCGGCCAGUCAACUCAACUGGUUUAAAUAUCGUGUCAACAGACCCGGCAACAUCAAAAUAUUUCCUUCUAGAGUGGUCUGCAUUGUUUUUUUUUUAAACCAUUGUAGGUUUUUGGCUGAGAUGGGUAAAAUUGGGACUGCCAACAACAAAAAUCGGACAAGUCAGAGUAACAAGAAUGAGCGGAAGGUCAAAGCAUCAAAUAGAUCAAAAAGGAAAAAGGCUGUAAGGAGGAAUUCACAAGCAAACAAAGAAAACCUUCCCGAAUGUGUUCAAAAGACAAAUGUACCUAAAAGAAAGCGGGAGCCCCUUCAACCAACUGGCAAUAUUUCUGAUCAUUACCGUAAAAAGAAACGUGUGGUGUCAACACAGAAGGAAUUUUAUCCCAUGUCAAAUAGGCCUCUUGGAUAUUGUUUGAUCAUCAACAACUUUAACUUUGAGAGGACGUCACUUGGAAACCGGAGAGGGACAGAUAAAGAUAAAGAUGAUCUCACCAGAGUAUUUGAGAACAUGUUUUUCAAAGUUGAGGUGCAGGAUGAUUUGCAAGCGUCAGAUAUGCAGAAUGUGAUAAAGGAGCUUGCAGAGAGGGAUCACUCUCAGAUGGAUGCCUUUGUCUGCUGCAUCCUGUCCCAUGGAGAAAAAGGCUCUGUUCUGGGAAUAGAUGGAAAACCAGUAUCGAUCCGUGAACUCACACAGCCUUUUGCUGAAUGCCACACUCUAGUUAACAAGCCAAAGCUUUUCUUCAUUCAAGCCUGUCAGGGUAAUGAGACCCAGCAAGGUGUUUGGAUGACAGAUGGACAGGAGAACACUGGAGAAGAAGGAACAUUUGAGGAGGAUUCUUAUACUGCAGCAUCGCACGGUCUUCCUAAAGAUGCUGAUUUUCUCAUUGGAAUAGCAACGGUUGAGCACUACAGAUCUUUCCGCCACACAAAAGAUGGCUCCAUCUUUAUCCAGGAACUCUGCAAACAGCUGGAAAGUGGCUGUCACUUGAAAGAGGACAUAAACUCAAUUUUGACAAAGGUGAAUAGAAUAGUGAGCUCCAAAAUCCUUCAGGGUUGCAAGCAGAUGCCUGAGGUUCGCUACACUCUAACCAAAACACUGGUCCUGCCCAUGAAGCAAGACUCCUGAUUAGCUGCGGCUUGACAAUCUGGCAUCCAUCCAUCCCUUCCUCACUUGUGGGAAAAGUGCCUUUUGUAAUGCAUAUAGAAUUUUAAUCCUGAAAAGUAUGUACUGUUGACAGCUAGCGGUUGAAAUUGGUACUGCAUUCUAAAUUCAAACUAUUGGAGAAAUAAGUUUCUCCCUCCUCCUCGUCAAACUCAGUGCUCGCACUGGAUGCCAGGUUGAGGACAUGCAACAGGAGUGAGCGCAACUGACAAUGAAAGGCAACUUACAUUGCCUUACACUGUAAGUUGUUACGAUGAUUUAUCCAUAUUUUAAUAUACCUCUUUAUAGAGCUUUUUAGAUGGAUGCUGAGGCUUUUUAGGUCAGGUAGAAUCUGUGAUCACUGACCCAGUUUGUUUGCUGCAAGGCUGCAAUAUGCCUUGUUUUCUGCCAACUGGCAACCCUGGAUUUUAAAAUAUAGUUGGGUAUCAUACAGAUCAAAACAAAAACGGACAUUCAGACACAGAACGCACAUUUCAAAGUGGUAUAACUGAAUAUAGCAUUUUUCUUCAGAAAAACAAGUAUGAGAACUUAGAAUGUUUCCUAAAUAUCUGAAGACAUGGUAUUUUUUAUGCUUUAGUACAGUCAAAAAAAGGAUAACUGCACCUUUAAUUUGGAAUUCCAGUGUUGACCCGUGACCUUAUAAUUAUCUCCGGCUAUCAAUAUGACAUGGUUUAAGUAUAUGUGGAAUUCCAUCAUUGACCCAUGACGUCCAGAGGUAAUAUGUGACCCUGGACCACAAAACCAGUCAUAAGGGUCAAUUUUUCGAAAUUGAGAUUUAUACAUCAUCUGAAAGCUGAAUAAAUAAGUAAUAUCGUUUGUUAGGAUGGGACAAUAUUUGGCCAAGAUACAACUAUUUGAAUAUCUGGAAUCUGAGGGUGCAAAAAAAUCUAAAUAUAUUGAGAAAAUCACCUUUAAAGUUGUCCAAAUGAAGUUCUUAGCAAUGCAUAUUACCGGUACUAAUCAAAAAUUAAGUUUUGAUAUAUUUACAGUAGGAAAUUUACAAAAUAUCUUCAUGGAACAUGAUCUUUACUUAAUGUCCUAAUGAUUUUUGGCAUUAAAAAAAAUGAAUAAUUUUGACCCAUACAAUGUAUUUUUGGCUAUUGCUACAAAUAUACCCCAGCGACUUAAGACUGGUUUUGUGGUCCAGGGUCACAUAUGAGGAUUGAUUGAUUUUGAACCUUGACAGGUUAUUGUAUGUAUUGUUUUAUUUUUAUGGACAUAUUUAUGAGGUGAAUAGAAUAGUGAGCUCCAAAAUCCUUUAGGGUUGCAAGCAAAUGCCUGAGGUUCGCUACACUCUAACCAAAACACUGGUACUGCCCAUGAAGCGAGGCUCCUGCUUGGCUGUGGUAUGACAAUCUGGCAUCCAUCUAUCCCUUACUGCCUUGUGGGAAAAGUGCCUUUUGUAAUACAAAUAGAAUUUUAACCCUUAAAAAUAGAGUAUGAAUUAUUGACAGCUAGCAGUUGACAUUGGUACUGCAGUCUAUUGAAGAAAGCUUGCUCACACUGGUUGCCAGAUUGAGGACAUGCAACAGGAGUGAGCGCAAUUGACAAUGGAAGACAAUGAGCCUUACGGUGCUUUUCCACUGGUAGCGAGCGCUGCGGAGCGAGCUUUUUAAAUUAAUUCCUAUGGAAGUUGAGCUUAUUAAACGCUUGCGCGGUGCAUUAUGGGAUUGAAAGCGGCACAGACAAAGCGUUGAGAGCGGCUGAGAGCAUCAAAAAGAUUGGGCAUUCCUCGACUUUAUGCAAAUAUCGAGCGAAAAACGCCGCGCAACAACCAAUCGCUGUGAAAAGAGGAAGAUGAAACGCAAACAGGGUGUAAACAUUGUUUUUAGAGACGUGCUCUGCCCUAGGUGCAGUUAUGCUUUUUUUAAAAAAACAAAAAACUAAAGCAUAAAAAUACCAUGUUUGCCGAUAUUUAGGAAACAUGCUAAGUUUUCAUACUCGUUCCUCUGAAGAACAAUGCUAGGCUAUAUCCAGUUAUACCAUUUGAAAUUUGCAUUCUGUGUCUGAAUGUCUGUUUUUUUUUUUGGUCUGUAUGAUACCCAGCUAUAUUUUAACAUAGCUUUUGAAAGAAAUUUUUUUUACAUGCAGAAAAUAAUUUUUGUAAAGUUUUGUGUAAUAUGCACAUAUCUGCAAAAGUUCUGUAUUGUAAAUACCAGUUUGUAAUUAA
This is a messenger RNA of Onychostoma macrolepis, 5050 nucleotides long. RefSeq names its product caspase 8, apoptosis-related cysteine peptidase (gene casp8). The record is from RefSeq and is a predicted model, not a curated record. Bases 163 to 2844 code for a protein of 893 amino acids. The transcript has 15 exons. Gene Ontology annotation, biological process: proteolysis; negative regulation of extrinsic apoptotic signaling pathway via death domain receptors. Gene Ontology annotation, molecular function: cysteine-type endopeptidase activity; protein binding. NCBI's taxonomy places the organism in Eukaryota, Metazoa, Chordata, Actinopteri, Cypriniformes, Cyprinidae.